Messenger RNA from Dreissena polymorpha, 604 nucleotides. Its product is annotated as cytochrome b5-like. Gene Ontology annotation, molecular function: heme binding. Lineage: Eukaryota; Metazoa; Mollusca; Bivalvia; Myida; Dreissenidae. The record is from RefSeq and is a predicted model, not a curated record. Gene Ontology annotation, cellular component: intracellular membrane-bounded organelle; membrane. The transcript has 3 exons. The coding region runs from base 115 to 540 and encodes 141 amino acids.
CAAUGAUUUAUGGCAAAAAUAUAAUAGUUAAUUGGCGAAGUAUGUUGUGCCGAUAUAACCAGCUCAUUUAGUGUUUGAUUCAAAAUCACCAUUUGGAAUUUCGGAAGUUCGCAAAUGGAUGGAUUUACAGGUGUGGAUUUCAAGAAAGGGCUCUCGCGAUUUGUGCAGACGCUGCUCGAUUCCUCGUCGAAGUUAGUAGAAGUGGAACCAGUUUUUGAACCAAAACCAGCUCCCGAUGUAGGUCAGUUUACGUUAGAAGACGUCAGCUUCCACUCCGAUGCGUCAUCAUGUUGGAUUGUGAUUGCCGAUAAAGUAUAUGACGUCACGGACUUUUUGCAUACGCAUCCAGGAGGCGAGGAAAUAAUUCUGGAGAACGCAGGAUCGGACGCGACCAUUUCAUUCCAGUCAAAGGGCCACUCCGCGUCUGCGGUCGACACGAUGGCGAAAUACUGCAUAGGCGAGUUGGUUCAGGCAAGUACGCGUGCAAUAAAUCAUAAUGUAAACGGCUUAUUGGUUCUAUGCGGGCUUUCACGCCAAUGACGAGUUAGUUAAAGUAAAAACGCGUUCUUUAUCGACCAUGGCGAGUUGGUGCAGGCAAGUAAUC